This is a messenger RNA of Ipomoea triloba (trilobed morning glory), 1019 nucleotides long. RefSeq names its product 50S ribosomal protein L27-like. NCBI's taxonomy places the organism in Eukaryota, Viridiplantae, Streptophyta, Magnoliopsida, Solanales, Convolvulaceae. Gene Ontology annotation, biological process: translation. Bases 405 to 842 code for a protein of 145 amino acids. Gene Ontology annotation, cellular component: ribosome. The transcript is spliced from 5 exons. Gene Ontology annotation, molecular function: structural constituent of ribosome. The record is from RefSeq and is a predicted model, not a curated record.
AUGCUAUACACACACCCAAAUACAGCACAACCCUACCCAUCUUCUCUGCCGCCCAUACCAAUCCCGUCCCUCUGAUUCUCCGCUUCUCCUCUCUCGGCGUCUCCGCUUCUCACUCGGCGUCUCCGACUCUCUGCCUCGGCGGACUCAUUUUCUCUCUCUAUCUCGCAACCUCUCCGGUUCCGGUUCUCCACCCUAGGCGCCUUCCAAGUUCGAAGCUCCUCUCUCAUCACACCUCUUAGGCAAUCCAUCGAAGAGGCGUGAUUGUUAGAGCCUCCUCUACGUUCUACCUUUUUCCUUCUCCUCCUCUACCGUCGCCGCGAAAAUACACGAAUGGUUCUUUUACAUCUUUGAGCCAUUUUUUCGGAUGAUGAACUCCAACUGGUUUCAUUUCGGCAAAGGAAGUCAUGAAUUUCACAACACUGUUUAGGAGGUUGAAUAUCAGAGAGUUGGUAUCAAACACACCUGUAUACAGUUAUGGUAGCGAUGCAUCUGGGAAGGGAUUGAGCUUAGUACUCCGCCGCUGGGCUACCAAAAAGACAGCGGGAUCCACAAAAAAUGGACGUGACUCAAAGCCCAAGAAUCUUGGAGUAAAGAAAUUCGGUGGAGAGAGGGUGAUCCCGGGAAAUAUCAUUGUUCGUCAAAGAGGAACCCGAUUUCAUCCCGGGGAUUAUGUUGGAAUUGGUAAAGAUCACACCCUUUAUGCUUUAAAAGAAGGGUGUGUCAAGUUUGAGCGUAACAAGCUGACUGGACGUAAGUGGGUGCAUGUUGAGCCCAAAGAUGGUCAUGUACUUCAUCCGAUAUAUUCGACUGCUGCAGAUCUUGAGCUGAAGACUGCUACUUAGAUUUUGCUUCUUCCAAUUUUAAAUCACGUACAUCUACUUAUCUGGAACUAUGGAGUGAUCAUCUAUAAGUCUCAUCAUGUUUGAAUUCUUGUUUCCAUUUAUUCAAGUUCACAUGGCCUCUUUAUGGUAGACAUUUUUGUUCUUAGUAAUAAUAGUCAUCUUUUCUCUUUGGUUGAA